CAUGUCGAGCUCCAAUCUUGGCUUGAGAAUGAUAAAAUCUACAGGAGCGAUAAUGUUUUCGUCAAGGCGAACUCUUACCAGAUGCUCAAUUGCGGAUCCUGUGCCAUAUCUAUUUUGCCAAUGUCGCGGUCUGCGCACAUCGGCCGAUCGAAGUACCGCAGGCGCUCCAAAUGCUCCCGGCGGCAAGAAGGACGGGGAGUUCGUCCCUGCGCCAUUGGGACGGCCAAUCGGCUUGUCUGCAAAGCCUGAAGCUGGACAAAAUACUGGAAUUGAUAAUCGGACAUGGCGCCAGAAGCGGGAGGAUUUUGUCAAUUAUGAUAAACAUUUGGAGAGACGAGAGAAAUUAACGAAGCAGGUAGCAAAGCCAUACUUUCGCGAGUGGUCAAAUAUGCGAUAUUCAAAGGGAAAGUCCUUCAUAUCAAAUCCGAGACUCUUUCGUGCCGACAAAGCGCUCUACUUCCCCAAUUUCCACGGCACAACACUUGCGUCUCCCAAACAAGCAAUGGAUACGACGCCCGUUUUAGAGAACAAGGUCUCCAUUAUCAGUGUCUUUUCUGGCACAUGGGCAGAGAGACAGACGUCAUCAUUUAUUAGCGAAAAUGAUAAUCCUGAACUUCAAGAGGUGCUCAAGGACGGUGCUGGAAUUGCGCAGAAUGUGUACAUUAAUGUUGAAGAAAAUGCGCUGAAGGCCGGAUUGAUUCACAUAUUUAUGUCCGGCAUACGAAAGCAGCUGCCUGAAGAUGCUCACAGGCGAUAUUUCCUUGUCAGAAGGGGCCUGACAGAUGACAUUCGCGACUCGAUCGGAUUGCUCAAUAGCAAAGUCGGAUACGUAUACCUGGUCGACAGCGACUGCAAGAUCAGGUGGGCAGGAAGCGGCGUUGGGGAUGCGGAAGAGAAGGAGGGGCUGGCAAAAGGAGUAAGACGAUUAAUCGACGAAUGGAGGAAGAAGAGCCAAUCUGGUUCUGAGAAGAACACCCCUAUAGUCGAGGAGAUUGAGGAGAAAGCGGCCGCGACUGCCGCAUAAUUUAAAGAAAGAUGACAACGCUCAUAAGAAAGGUAUAUAAUGUACAUUAAUGCUAUAACCAUCCCUCCUUAACGCC
Messenger RNA from Xylona heveae TC161, 1100 nucleotides. RefSeq names its product putative F1F0 ATP synthase assembly protein Atp10. The annotation marks the transcript as partial. Gene Ontology annotation, cellular component: mitochondrial inner membrane. Gene Ontology annotation, biological process: mitochondrial proton-transporting ATP synthase complex assembly. Lineage: Eukaryota; Fungi; Ascomycota; Xylonomycetes; Xylonales; Xylonaceae. The transcript has 2 exons. The record is from RefSeq and is a predicted model, not a curated record.